This is a messenger RNA of Phragmites australis (common reed), 3479 nucleotides long. RefSeq names its product protein kinase STUNTED-like. The transcript has 9 exons. The record is from RefSeq and is a predicted model, not a curated record. Bases 313 to 3111 code for a protein of 932 amino acids. Gene Ontology annotation, biological process: protein phosphorylation. NCBI's taxonomy places the organism in Eukaryota, Viridiplantae, Streptophyta, Magnoliopsida, Poales, Poaceae. Gene Ontology annotation, molecular function: ATP binding; protein kinase activity.
GGAGAAACCACAAGUCCACAAGGCAAGAGAGAGAGAGGAGAGAGAAACCGCAGAGCGUUGAGAGGGAGCAACGCCGCAACGGGCACGAACCAACACGACCUUCCAGGCGGAGGAGAGAGAAACCAGAAAGCAACAACGAGCAACGGAACAAGAAGGCGCGCGCGGCGAGGGGGAGGAGCCCGGCAGGACGCGGCGUUUGCCUGGAAAGGUCCAAUCGAAUCGCCAAGGCGCCCGAGGCGCAAGAGCACGCGUCCCCCCCGCAAUGGUGGCGCACGCCGCAGCAGCCCUGUGAGUCGCCAGUGACGGGCACAGAUGAAGGUAUCCAGGAAGCAGCCGCAGCAGCAGGAGGAAGAAAGGUCGCCGGCGGAGGCCAUGGACGCGGACGAGAUGGCAGUCCAGGAGGAGGAGGAGGAGGAGGGGAGCGCGGGGAAGGCCCCGGAAUCGGAGGCGGAGGGGAGGACUCUGGUGGUCGGCGUGCGGGCGGACGCCGAGAGCCGCGCGCUGCUCACGUGGGUGCUCGUCAAUGUGGCGGAGGUCGGGGACCGCGUCGUCGCCGUCCACGUGGUGCCGCCCUCCGCCGCGGAGGCGGCUGCCGCCGUGGACUUCGACACCAUGCUCGGUGUCUACGAGGGGUUCUGCAACCUCAAGCAGAUCAAUCUGAAGGUGAAGAUUUGUAGGGACUCGUCAGUCCGCAAGGCGCUAGUUCGUGAGGCCAGCCUGUUUGGGGCCUCCAAGCUUGUCAUCGGCAUCGCCAAGAAGAGGCGCGCAAUUUCGUCCUCGUUGUCCGUUGCAAAAUAUUGCGCAAAGAAACUACCGGCAAAUUGUGCGGUCCUCGCCGUGAACAAUGGCAAGAUCGUGUUCCCGAGAGAAUCAAAUGUCCACUCAGGCAAGGUCUCGGCAGCAGCUCCUCCCUCUGGUGAUGGUGAGAUGUAUUGCGUAGUGCCGUUCCAAGCCCGUCAGGUUAAAGGGGGCACAUUAUCUUUAGGAGACGAACCUAAAGAUGAUGGUGGGGGUGGCAGCACGCAUGAUGAUGUUGGCACAAAGGGCAGUAAGCCGGAGGACACCAUCACGGAAGAACAGCCGGUCUCGAGCGUGGACCCUGCGGAUUUGUCAAGGGAUCAGGUUCAGAUUGAUACAGAUCCUUUUGGCAAGGCUGAAGAGUCAACAGCCGAACAGAAAGAUGAGACUGCCGAGCUUCCAGGUGAGGGUGCCAGCGUGUUGUACUGUGUGCUUCCGGCGAGGAGUUGCGAUUCAGUCGCAAGUACUUCAAAUAGGCAAGACCAUGAUUCAGUGGAUCUUCCAGCUGAAGGGGCUGGGGAGCUAUACUGCUUAUUGCCCCCAAGGAAUGGUCAUUCAGGCAGGAGUAUUAGUGAUUCUAAGCGUUCAACUGCGAGUCAGAAAGACGAUGAACCUUCCAAUCUGUUGCUUGAAGGAGAUGGUGACCUGUACUGCCAGCUGCCGAGGAAUGGACGUUCGGGUAGGAGUUCUGGGGGAUCCAAACGUUCUGUUGGUAUAAAAGGUGUGAUUAGACGUAGCAGUAGUUUCUCCAGUGAUAUUAAUUUGAACUCGGAGACAUCACCUAGUAAGAGGGAUGGCUCCGUUUGCAUGGCUACCUCUGAACGGACUUCUUCCACAGUAUCCACAGAAACCGAGGAUUUGCCAAAGGACACUACACGAAAUGCUGAAACACCCUCGGGUUCUCCUAUGUCUCUGAGAAGGAUGAUAGAAGGAAGAUCCGACCGCUGUCACCUCCGCAAGAGACUCUUCAGCCAUCAUAGAAGCUCAUCUUUUGAAUGGGCAAAAAUCUCGAUGGUUCAAUGGGCGAUGAGGCUUCCGAGCCGUUACACUUCAGUCCAUCUAGACAGCAAAUCACUGAAAUCUGAUGCAAGUCCAAGGUUGAACUGUGAUUCUGAAUGUGAAUCCACUUCAGCUGUUGAGUCAGAAUCUAUGUUUUCUUUCUCUUUCUAUGAUGUAUCAUGGCCUCCAAGUGAAUUGGAAUCUCUUCGAGAGAAGUACAUUUCAGUUUGUAGGCUGUUUAGUUAUGAAGAACUGAAGCUUGCUACAGCGAGCUACUCACCAGAAAUGUUAAUUGGGAAGGGUGGAACCAGUCAAGUUUACAAGGCACAGCUGUUUGAUGGCACAUUUUCAGCUGUAAAGAUUCUGAAACCGUCAGUUGAUGCAAUACAUGAGUUUAUUACUGAAGUUGAGAUCGUGACCAGCUUGCAACAUGAGAACAUUGUCGCAUUGCGGGGAUUCAGCUUUGAUAACUACAGUCUUUUGUUGGUAUAUGAUUACAUGCCCCAAGGAAGCUUAGACAAAGUUCUUCAUGGCAAGAAUGAUGACAAGAAUUUCCUUAGUUGGGAGAGGAGGAAUAAGAUAGCAAUCGACAUUGCAAGAGCACUUGAAUUUCUCCAUCUUGGCAGUGUGACUCAAUCUGUGAUUCAUGGAGAUGUUAAAUCUUCAAACAUCCUCCUCUCGGAUGAUUUUGGGGCACGGCUGUGUGAUUUUGGGCUGGCAAAGCAAGUGUCAGCUUCGACUCCCCACCUAACAUGUACUGACAUCACCGGAACUUUCGGGUACUUGGCUCCUGAGUAUUUUUCAUAUGGGAAGGUCAAUGAGAAGAUCGAUGUCUAUGCAUUUGGAGUUGUACUACUGGAGAUCAUUUCAGGAAGGAGACCCAUUACACCAGGAAGCGCGAAAGGCCAGGAAAGCCUGGUUGGGUGGGCAAAGCCUUUACUGUCCAGUGGAGAAAUUAAACAAUUAAUUGAUCCAUUAUUGGGAAAUGAUUAUGAUUGUGAUGAAAUGGAGAGGAUGACGCUUGCCGCCUCUCUGUGCACAAGGACAUCUUCUCAUUCUCGACCGAAAAUGUCACUAAUCUUGAAACUGCUUCAAGGGGACAACGAAACGAUUGACUGGGGAAGGUUACAUGCCACUGCUAGUUUCGAUGGUUCGGAUGAGGAGGCUGUCACUCCUGAUUCAAACAUGCAGUCUCAUCUGAACCUUGCAUUGCUUGGUGUAGAUGAGGACACGCUCUCGCACUGCAGCAGCACUGAACGAACUGUGGACACCUCCGCUGAUGGCUACUGGAGCCGAUCAUCGAGCUUUGACUAGAAUUUUAUCUUCGAUGCGAAUGCACUGAAUUGAGUUGUUUGCAUAGUUCUCAUGUGUUACCAUUGUUGAUUGGUUGGGAUGGUUGCAUUCAGGCAAUGGAAAAUGGAGGCUUGCUCAUUUAGUUGGCAGAUAUGGCACAUGUAGUAGUGUUGCUAAUUUAGUUAGGAGUUAAUUUUGUUGUAGAUCCAACCCUGUUGGCCCUGGCCCUACAAUGCAAUAUUGCAAUUAGUAUUGUAUUAUCAAUGGUUUUCUGGUGCAUCAAAAUCGAAACGAUCCCAAGUUGUUUUGGUUUUUGCUACCCAAAGAUACCAUCUCAAACUGCUCUGAUAUAUUCCUUCCUGUCUAAACUUCUUCUACUGAUGAACAAA